Messenger RNA from Saccostrea cuccullata (small rock oyster), 1784 nucleotides. Its product is annotated as GPI transamidase component PIG-S-like. The record is from RefSeq and is a predicted model, not a curated record. The transcript is spliced from 18 exons. Bases 41 to 1759 code for a protein of 572 amino acids. Lineage: Eukaryota; Metazoa; Mollusca; Bivalvia; Ostreida; Ostreidae. Gene Ontology annotation, cellular component: GPI-anchor transamidase complex. Gene Ontology annotation, biological process: attachment of GPI anchor to protein.
GGAAUAAAAUGUGCUACAUUUGUUUACUUCCUGUAUCAUCAUGCCGGGAGAAGAUGCGUCUGAGGACAAGGACAAGUCCAUCCAGCAUAUUGCUGCGAUAAGCUUUGGGGUAAUCUGCAUUGUUAUUGGAAUACCCUUAUGGUGGAAGACAACUGAGGUGUAUCGAGUGAGUCUGCCAUAUUCAGAGAUAGCAGAAUUAUCAAAUACUAAGUUUCAGUUCACAGUUGACAUUGAUGUUUUAAAUCUGGAAACGUCUUGGACUGAUAAGGAUCUGACAGACUUGUCCAAGCUUUUGAAGGCAAACCUAGACGGAGACAGGAAACAGGGAGCAAUUUUUCCUAAAUACAGAGUGACAGUCAGACAAGGGGGAGAGAACCAGAUAAGUGAUGCAAACUCCAUUAAAACUCUGACAGAACUGGAUGAAUAUUUCCAUGGAGAGGAGUCAACCAUCAAUAAAUACAUGAUUGUCCUACUGCCAUCUAACAAUGCUGUGGUUAAAGUACCUACUGUGGGAAACUACAGGGCAGUAUUUUUACCUGUAAGGAAUGUAGAUUUGAAGACAGUUUCUACCAAGAUUACAGGAGUUCUUCAUGAUGUUCUGAUAAGGGAAAAAGGAGGACAGAACACAAAUGUGUCCUCUGUUAAUGGCUGUGCGAUUAACAACACAGAUGUCCCCAUUUUUGUUUUCUGCUAUUGCAUAAGGGAAGAAAAACAAAGGAGUUUUGUCAUCUUCCUCAAACUGGAUAAAGAAAGCAUGAGAUCUCUUCACUAUCAUCAAGGAUACGACCUUUUAUUCACUUUGGUGAACCCACAACCUGAUAUCCUGAAUGUUGAUUGGUCAAUCAAGGAGGCUAUAGCAGCUUACUUGAAUCCUUUAGCCAAUCAACUGUCUGAAUAUAUUAGCCUGGACACCAAAUCACAAAUGAUAUUUUUCACUGGAUUAAGAAGGAAACCCAAGAAGGGCAGUGAAGACUCUGGUUACUACUAUGAGGAGAAAGAUUUACCCCACACAAUUAAUCCACUGGAGGCCAAGUUAGGAUCCCAUGCCUCCAAUAAUCCCAUGUUGAAUUUCAUUGUUUACAUUCCAAGUAGAGACCAAAGCCCCCUUCACAUUGUUGACAAAAAUGGUAAACCUGUGAAGACCAACUCGUUUCUGAGCCCCCAGUGGGGAGGGAUAGUGAUUCUGAACCUCCCUUCUCCCCCUCCUAAUUCCUCCCUCCCUGUUCAUGCUGAAGUGGACAUGAAGACGGUGAUGGAAGUUUUCCUGACACAACUACGGCUUCUCAUGGAUUUUAGUGUUCAGGAAGUAAAGGAUGUAAAGGUCAGAGAAGUAGAAAAUCUUGUCAUAAGAGAAUGGGAACUGGACAACUGGUUAAGAAAGAAAUGUACAGAGAAUCUGGCUACCUCGAUAUCCACUCUUCAGUCCCUGACAGCUUUGUUAGAGGGCAUCAGUAAUAUAGUUAUACAGGAUGAUAUCGGACAGCAGGUGGAGAAUGCAGUGAAUGGCAUUAAAGAGAAACAAGUUAACUUUAAGUAUAUUUUACUGUAUAUAGACAUUUAUACCAAACAUAUUAUUUUGCUUUCAGAGAAAGCAUUCUUUGAUCCGUCCCUGUUAGAGUUAUUAUACUUCCCAGAAGAUCAAAAGUUUGCCAUAUACAUACCUCUCUUCCUGCCGAUUGGUCUACCAAUUCUUGGAUCCCUAUUUAAAGCAUACAAAUGGAUCAAAUCAAAAAGGAAACAGAAGUUAAAGACAGACUGAUACCUUUGCUCUGUGAAUUGUCUUU